GUUCAUAAUGCUGAAGUUCAACAGCUGUUGCUGCGCGUCCUCAGUCAGUCACCACGUGAUUGGGUUGACAAACAUGACAGAUGUAUGGCGUUUGGAUACUUUGCCAUCUGACGUUUUGAUUUUAAUAUUCGAUUAUUGCCAUGCGUUCGACUUGGUGCGACUCAGCGAAGUUUGUAAACGGUUCUACGAUAUCAUACGAGAAGAAACACUUUGGAUCAAGAAAAGCAAACAGCCGAUCGCGACGAAUCAAACUUCGAGAAAAUUUCGCGAAAGGUGCAAUUCAUUACUAUGUUUGCGUACAAAAUGGCACGUUUCAAACAAUUGGCAAUACGGCAAAUACGAGAGAAAGAUUAUUUUUUCUCAAAAUAUCAAACUUAUACCAAAAAUUCAACUAACCAAAGACGUUUUAUGGUGGAGUGGCGGAAAUCAAUUGUAUGGUUUUAGACGCACUGAACCAUUUCAGGCAAAUAACAGAAUGUUUAUUGAUGAUUAUGUUAGGAGUGAUAUUUGCAAAUUCGUUAUUAGAAAUGAUUGUAUCGUUACAGGUCACAGAGAUGGAAGUCUACAAUUUUGGACAAAACCAGAAUGUAACCAGAAUAUAAAUUUUUACUUCAGUAUAGACGGAGCUCAUUCUAGGAACGUAAAUGCACUGGAUGAAACAUGUAGCACUAUUGUAUCAGGUUCCAAUGAUGGAACUGUAAAAGUUUGGGGACCCCUUGGACAAGGCAUGUUAAAUGUACCUUUAGCAACAAUAAACAUUACAGAGUGGGUGUGUUCUCUUUCAAUUGAUCCAACGAGUAAAAAUGUUGCUGUAGGCUCUGCUGGCGAAAUUGAUACGCCCCACCUUCAUAUAUUUGAUCUUGAAUAUUACAAGGAUUCUGAUAUACUAAAGCCAGAUAAAACAAGAUGCGCAGGAACUUUAGAUAUGGUUUGGAAUAGCCCACAAAUCUUACUUACCUGCGGAUAUGAUACUUGUAUUCGUAAAUGGGACUUGAGAACUGGAACGUGUGUAUAUUCGUGGCCAGAUCCAACGGAUGCAACUGUGUAUUGUUUAUCAUCAGACUACCAGCACACUAUGAUUACUGGAACUAAAUUUAACUGCAAAGCUGUCCUUUGGGAUCAAAGACAGAAAAAUUACAUACAGUUUUACUUCAUGAACCUUCGUAGAAUGUCAAGUCCUAUUUAUUCUUUAAGCUUUGACAGUACACAUUUAUACGGCGCAACAGAUCAACAUUUAGUCGAAUUAAACUUCUCAGGGUACUCGUACAAAGAAUCCAAUUAUAAAGAAAUUCUUAAGUAUGAAUAAGUUGACGCGAAUAGAUCCGAAUUAGAUGUAUAAUGAACGCAUAAUAUUAUUAAGUAUAUAAAAUAAGAAACAAUAUGUGACUGAUACAGACUAAGGUACUUUUGAAAUAUUGGAAAAUUUAAUUGUAGAUUAAGAAAUACGUCACGACUGCAAUAAUUAUUAACAUUUUAUUUAUAUCAACAAGUAUCCAUUUUCUGCAAGGCUCUUUUUUAAAAAAAUAAUUAUUAUAAAAUGUAAGAAAUUUGAUUUAAUGCAAUGAAUAUUGUACAAUUUAUUUGUAAAUUCAUAAAAUAUUGCACUACUUGAAUUUUUAGCUUGUAACUUGAAUUGUAUAAGAAACUUCGCAAUUCUGAAGACAAAUUUGUGAUAUGCAAAAAAAUAUAUUUGUUCGAACUAAUUUAA
Frieseomelitta varia is the source of this 1708-nucleotide messenger RNA. RefSeq names its product F-box/WD repeat-containing protein 4. Gene Ontology annotation, cellular component: SCF ubiquitin ligase complex. Gene Ontology annotation, molecular function: protein binding. Gene Ontology annotation, biological process: SCF-dependent proteasomal ubiquitin-dependent protein catabolic process. The transcript has 7 exons. NCBI's taxonomy places the organism in Eukaryota, Metazoa, Arthropoda, Insecta, Hymenoptera, Apidae. The record is from RefSeq and is a predicted model, not a curated record. The coding region runs from base 8 to 1306 and encodes 432 amino acids.